AGGUGCUACAUAUCAUGAGUGUGCUGGCGGCGUCCAGGCGAAAUAGACAGUUCCGGUUCAGUUAUAGUUAAGUGUUACGAAUUAAAAGGACUUCUCAGGAUGUCGGGCAUCAGCAGCAGCACGGCAGCCACUCUGGCCGAGACGGCAAAGGAUCUCAGAUUCAGCCUCACGGAUUAUAUUGUUUUUAUCUUAAUGCUUAGCACUUCGGCCGGUAUUGGAGCUUAUUUUGGUUUCUUUGCCAAAAGUAAGAAUACAACAGAUGAAUAUCUGCGAGGUGGCAAAAAAAUGAAACCCUGGCCUAUUGCCAUAUCCUUGGUAUCCAGUCAACUAUCUGGCGUUGCCAUAAUGUCUAUCCCAGCCGAGACUUACACAUUUGGCUUUAACAUAAUCUUCAUGGUAUUAGCAAUGGUUCCAGUCCUUCCAAUUUUGAUCUAUAUAAUUGUUCCUGUAUUUUAUGAGAAUAAUGUUACGAAUUGCUAUGAGUACCUGGAGAGGAGAUUUAAUAAGAGGACCAGGCAACUGGUUACCGGCACUUUCAUUAUGAAUCAGUUUCUGAUGUUACCCGUCUAUAUGUUUGUGCCAUCGUUGGCUUUUUCUCAAGUGACUGGCUUUAAUAUCCAUCUUAUCAACACGGUGGUUUCUUCCGUUUGUGUCUUUUAUACCAUGUUGGGUGGCAUUAAGGCUGUUGUCUGGACAGAUGUGGUCCAGGCCGGUGUAAUGCUCUUUUCUGUGGUUCUUGUGGGCAUUCUGGGCACACAACAUGCCGGCGGUUUGGGAACUGUUCUGGAUUAUGCCUCUGAAGGGGGACGCUUCAAUUUCGAUUUCAGACUUGAUCCACGUAUACGGCAAGCAUUUUGGACAGCCUUCAGUACGGGCAUCUUGUUGUGGACAGGGAAAAUUGGUCUCGAUCAGAGUUGUGUACAACGCAUUGUCUCCUUGCCAUCCUAUACCGAGGCCAAGAAAUCUUUAACCAUUGCGGCUAUAGGCUUCAUUAUCAUUAUGUUCUUUAACUGUUUUGCGGGAAUUAUUAUGUUUGCCCGAUACUUUGGCUGUGAUCCCAUGAAAGCCGGUUUGGUCAGCAAACCAGACAAAAUGAUGCCCUUCUUUAUACAGGACAUCAUGGGCAAUUUGAUGGGCAUGCCUGGAGUGUUUAUCUCUUGUGUGUUUAGUGCUUCACUUAGCUCUUUGUCGGCCAAUUUGAAUUCCCUUGCCGGUGUGGUCUACUUUGAUUACAUAAAGCCCUACAUUCGGCACACGGAGGCUCGAGCAAAUGCCUCAAUGAAAUUGGUAGUCGUUGCUAUGGGAGCCUAUUGCAUUUUGGGAGGCUUCUUUGUGGUAAACUUUACCUCGAUUUUGCAAACUGUAAUGACCAUCACGGGGAUCAAUACUGGAGCCGUAGUCGGAGUGUUUCUUUUGGCCAUGUUUGUGCCGCGUUGCAAUGGGAAAGUCGCCAUGACAGGAUUCCUUUUCAGUGUGGUAACCAUGCUCUGGUUGAUUAUCAACGCCCAAAUGAACUUUAAGGCGGGAUUAAUCAAGUAUGAUGUAUUGCCAAAUGGCUUAGAUCAAUGUGAAGCCAGGGGCAUGGAUGUCAUACUGAAUGCCAUUAAUCAAACAAGCCUUAAUACGACACCAGCUCCAACUACUCCAAACAAACAGGUGACAAAUGCCUUUGAUAGCAAUCGGGAUUUCUCCGUUUAUGACAUUUCAUUCUAUUGGUAUAAAAUGAUUGGUGCUCUAUUAGUCUUCGUUUGGGCUAUUCCCAUGAGUUAUGUAUGGAAAACGGAUGAGAAUGAAAAACAGAAUCCCACAUUGUUUUCACCGUUUGUGCGAAAAUUCUUGCAAACUCCUGGCAAUAGUAAAAAUAAUCCAGUCCUAGAGCCAGAAGAAUUACCCCUUAAGGACACAAAAGAGCCGAACAGCUCUGUCAAUGAGGCUUAAAAACAAAUCUCAAUUCUUAUUCUAUUGUUAUAUUUCUUAGUUGAGUUGUUGUUUUAUAGUUAUAUGCAUAUGUGUGUUUUUUUC
This is a messenger RNA of Drosophila willistoni, 2022 nucleotides long. Its product is annotated as sodium-coupled monocarboxylate transporter 2. Gene Ontology annotation, biological process: sodium ion transport; transmembrane transport. Gene Ontology annotation, cellular component: membrane. The transcript has 8 exons. Gene Ontology annotation, molecular function: symporter activity. Bases 100 to 1938 code for a protein of 612 amino acids. The record is from RefSeq and is a predicted model, not a curated record. Lineage: Eukaryota; Metazoa; Arthropoda; Insecta; Diptera; Drosophilidae.